AUGGUGGUCAUGCGCGAGUUGAAACCCACCAAAACCCCUCAGUUGCCCCGACCCAAUUCCGAUUCCAAAAGCUCCAUCGUCCGACGAGCGAUCUUCCUUCUCUCCCUCUACCUCUCCCUCGGGGUCAUAAUCUAUUCGCUUAGCCGGGACAAGUUUUCCGGGUCGGAGACCCACCCGGUGGUCGACGCACUCUAUUUCUGCAUCGUCACCAUGUGCACAAUCGGGUACGGCGACAUCGCUCCUUUAACCCCUGGUACGAAGCCGUUCGCCGUUGUGUUUGUCCUGUUUGGUUUCGGGUUCAUUGACAUACUGCUGACCGGGGUGGUCAAUCACGUCCUUGAUUUGCAAGAGAGGAUGAUCCUGGCCGGGAUUCGGAUGGGGAAAUCGCAGCAUCAUCAUCAUCAUCAUCGUGAUCACCAUCACCGGGAUAGGUUUUCGGCCAUGAAUUACAUCGUGGAUGUUGUGAAGGGGAGGCCAGACGAUUGCCCGGAUUUAUCCUCUCAAGGUCAGGGUCUGUUUCAUCUCCUGAUUGGAAGAGUUUGUUCGCUGCUUUUCCAUGUGAUGAUUCUGCUCUUCAGGGGAAAAGCCACCACGACCAUUGUUUUCCUGGAUGGCACUUCGUGGUUCGCUGGUGGGCUUUUUCCCAGUGGCAAAUGCAGUUUCGGCGUAGUGGAGAAUGUCGAGAAGAUUCGGGUCUUCUAUGUUGGCUUCCGGGAAGAUGAGGAGUCGAUGGCGGAGAUCCUGUCGGACUACAGGGUUGAGCACUUGAGCCACAUAAAUAUGAGCCAGUGUGGUGGUUAAUGCUCUCUGUAAGAGACCUCAAGCUAGGCUUGCUUUCAUGAUGUAGUAAGUAUUCCCCAUGGAUUUUUGUAGGAAUUUCUUGGUGAGUCUACGAAAACCAUUUGAAGCUGUGGAUGUGUAGAUUUGUUGGCCAUUAAGUAUUAGAGAGACCUCAAGCUAGGCUUGCUUUCAUGAUGUAGUAAGUAUUCCCCAUGGAUUUUUGUAGGAAUUUCUUGGUGAGUCUACGAAAACCAUUUGAAGCUGUGGAUGUGUAGAUUUGUUGGCCAUUAAGUAUUAGACAAAAAGAUUGGUGAAGCACUUACUGUUUGCCUUUACUUGCGGAUUAUCGUUUGCCAAAUCAUGUUAUUCGUUCAGUUGAUAGUACAAUCCAGUCUUUGGAAUCUAUUGCAACUAUCAAGUGUGUGACUUCAUGUUAUACCUGGAAAAUUUCCUUCGUUUCUUCUGUUACAUGUUGCGUGCUUCCUCCUAGCUUCCACUUAGUUGCUUUUGGUUUGGAGGUAGCCUUAGUAGAUAAGAAAAAUUGAAUUAUCCUUAAACACAGCAAGGUGCAAGCAACUGGCCAUGUGGAAAGUGCAUAAAUGGUGAUGAUCAUGAUUGAAAAUAUUUUUAAGUUCUCACUGAUUCUCCUAUAUAACAAUGUUUGAUGGAUCUACAAGGGACCAUGCUGCGGGUGGUUCUUAAGAGGCAGGAGUGUGGAAUUUUAUGAGUUCCGAACCUUCAGAUUAAAUGUUUGUGCACUCAAAGCUAUCCUCUUUUUUUUUUUUUUACCAUGUAGAGCUUUUGUUAUUCUUUUCAUUUGGUGGCAGUGGUUUAUAAAUUGCUUUUGGAUUCUAUUUGUGGUAAAGUUAUUUGGGGUGCUCAAGAGUACUCUUUAUGCUGUCUUAGUCCACUGUAGUUUAUACAUGAAUUGAUAUGAUGAGUAUGAGUUUAGACUUGAAGGAAGGGGCCUGAAGAGGAUGCUUGAGGACUAAAGGUUUAGUGAUCUGCAAUUUAAUUAAAGAAGUAUGUGGUUAUUCAUAUUAUUGAUUUUGGUGCAGUAUUGGGUGAAGCUGUUUGGAAUGGCAGCAGGGGCCAACCUCAUCUCACAUAAGGUUGUAUGCAAGCUGUGCUGGUGUGGGACGUGGGUGAAGAGCGGAAAGAUGGAGCGCCAGAUGCUGAGUAGCAGUUUUAGGAUGGAGAACUUGAUAAUCGUCUGCAUGGUAUGCAGUUGGUGAUAAAGUUAGCUUUCUUAGUUAUAUCACUGUAUGACAUGAGAGUUGAUCUUCUAAGGUUGUAUGCAAGUUGUGUUGUAAGUUGUUUUUUUUUCCCCUCUGUUUUCCCAAAUCUUUUGUAACAUACCAUUAUGAUUUCGAAUAUUUUACUUGAUUAUUAGAAGAGAACAUCAGAUUAGCUAAGCUGCUAAAUUGUGAAACUCAGUUUUGUGUUCUUACCUAGCAUCUUUGUACUUAUAUCUUCCUUUUAUUGAUAUAAAUUUUCGUUUUUUAAA
Messenger RNA from Linum tenue, 2287 nucleotides. NCBI's taxonomy places the organism in Eukaryota, Viridiplantae, Streptophyta, Magnoliopsida, Malpighiales, Linaceae. The record is from the annotation of a GenBank genome assembly.